AUGAACGCAAAAAUACUUUCACCGUUAUUUUUUAUUGUUUUAAUUGAAGUUUCGUUGAACCAGCGAUGUUCUGGUAAUCCUAAAUGGAUGAAAAAAUUCAAAUAUGAGGACAAUUAUUGGAACCCUCAUGGUAUAGGAAAAAAUAAUGCACAAUCGCAUCUAAGAUGUUAUUUUGACGAAAUUAACAAAAAAAAUAAGGAGAAAAAAAAAAAAUGGAAAGUUUGGUUUGAUAAACAUAAAAUCAAAAUUCAAAAAGAAUUAAAUAAUGUAGAGGUUAAAUUUAUUAAGAAUGUGGAAAUUGGUUGGGACAAUUUUAUGAGAGAAACUGAAAAUAAAUGGUUGCAUUAUAAUGAUGACAUGAAUAAAGAGUAUAAAUGUACCCUGUAUCCAGAAGCAUUAAAAUGGGGUGUAAUACGUUGGAUUGCCUGGUUUAAAGAAACAGGACUGGUUUGCUUAAAACAAGAUUUUCAUAAAUUUAUGACUAAAUAUGGAAAGGAGCACCAGACUGAAGUAAAGAAAGUGUUGCAAAAAUGGCAUAAUGUUUAUUUAAAUAAAUGGUGUAAUCAACCAUGGAAACUCGAAGAAAAUUAUCAUUGCAAAAAAUGGGAAAAUUUCGGUUCAAUGAUUGAUCCAUACUAUAAUGUAAAAGCAUAUCAAUGGAAAUGUUGGAUGGAAAGAACAAAACUUGAACAUAAAGAAUGGGUAGAUAAUCUGAGACAUGCAGAAACAAAUUUCCCUAUUUGGAAAGGAUGGAAAAAGAGAAAAUAUGAUAUGUAUAAGUUGUGGUUAAAAGAGUACAGUAAACAGUGGAUAGCUAAUGAACAAUGGAAAACAUGGACAGAAGAGAGAAAAAAACAUAUUUUGUCUAAAUCUGAACAAAAAAAACCAGCGCAAAAAAAAACUGUCCAGAAGAAAAAAUGA
Molecule: messenger RNA, 921 nt
Organism: Plasmodium gonderi
Lineage: Eukaryota; Apicomplexa; Aconoidasida; Haemosporida; Plasmodiidae
Product: tryptophan-rich antigen
Exons: 2
Coding region: 1-921 (306 amino acids)
Source: RefSeq, a predicted model, not a curated record